AUGAAUUGCUAAUUUAAAUUAAAGACCUUACUUCAAUUAAACUUUUAUUUCGAUUUUCUUCUUUGUUUAGAUUUUUAUGAUAAUAAAAAUUUAUGUGAUGAUCAUAUCUUUUUAUUAUCUGAGGUAAUUUCUAAAAAUUAAAAUCUCAAGAAGAUAGAUAUUGAAUUAGGAUGGAAUUAAUAUAUUUCUCAAUAGAGCAUCAAUUUUAUCUCUAGUUGUCUGCUAGAUAAACAAAGUUUAAAAUAUUUAAGUCUAUCCUUUCAUUAUUUAAAAAAAAUAGAGAGCAUAAAUAAUCUAAAUUAAUCUCUUUUUAAUCUUGUAAAUUUAUAGAAUUUUAGUUUAACUUUAGGAGGUUGUUCAAAACUUAAUAAUAAUGAAAUUAAUUAACUUUUUUUAUUAAUUCAAAACAUGAAGCAAUUACAAGAGCUAUAUUUAGAUGUAUAUUGUUGCCAUAUAAGUGAUGAAUUAGUAAAUAUUUUGGGAGAUUCUCUACAAAAAUGCUAGUGUAUUAAAAAAUUAAAUUUAAAUUUAGGUAGUAAUAGUUAAAUCAUAAAUAUCUAAUCGUUAGGAAUGGUGAUUCAUUUAUCUUAGUUGAUUGAAUUGCAAUUUAAUUUAAAUAACUGUUUCAAUUUAUCAUAAGGACCAUUUGGGUGUUGUAGCCAAAAUAUCAUUAACAUUGAAAAGUUUAGUGUUAAUUUGGAUUAAUGUAAAUCAGUUGCAAUAAAUAGUCUAAAAUAAUUUACUUCAGAUUUGAAAUUUCUAGUCAAUUUGAAAGAAUUAAAUUUGUUGUAAGACUUACAGAUUUAUACAAAAUUGAAGAAAAUAGUUUUUAAAAAUUGA
This is a messenger RNA of Tetrahymena thermophila SB210, 840 nucleotides long. RefSeq lists its product as hypothetical. The transcript is spliced from 3 exons. The record is from RefSeq and is a predicted model, not a curated record. Gene Ontology annotation, molecular function: protein binding. Lineage: Eukaryota; Ciliophora; Oligohymenophorea; Hymenostomatida; Tetrahymenidae.